This is a messenger RNA of Oncorhynchus gorbuscha (pink salmon), 5874 nucleotides long. RefSeq lists its product as uncharacterized. Bases 347 to 4663 code for a protein of 1438 amino acids. Gene Ontology annotation, biological process: cell differentiation. The transcript has 8 exons. The record is from RefSeq and is a predicted model, not a curated record. NCBI's taxonomy places the organism in Eukaryota, Metazoa, Chordata, Actinopteri, Salmoniformes, Salmonidae.
CCUUUCAUGUCCUCACCUGUGCGCGCACUACAGCCAUAGGUUGGACAGCACAGACGCAAGCAUUUUGUCAGUUGUUGGAAACAAUUGGAUCGUCCGUGUGCAAAACCGAUUGCUCUAGUUUGUACAAAACAAUUAUUGUAGCAUUUCAGCAAAAUAUCACUAGUCUCCUCCUGUGGCACACUUUGCGGAUAUGGUUUACCUGGAUUUUCAGUCCAGGUUCUGAAAAUAAACUUGAGAGGAACGCAGUGGAAACGCUUCAAAUGGAAAGCAGAUAAGGAAGACUUAUCUAUCAAAUCGGGACCUAAAACUUUUUUUCCAAAAGGGAGUAGGUCCAGUGUGAGGUGGGAUGUCUAGCCGUGAAUCUUUGGGGGACCUGAUCCCCCAGGACCUGGCGGAGGUAUUUGCCCAUGAGAGACUCACCAAAGGGGGCCGAAGAAAGAAACGUCGGGGCUCACUGGGCCGGGCAUUCGGCUGGCUCAAAGGGAAGAAGAAGAAGGACGUCAAUGCCAAUGGACAGAGCCAGGACUUUAAUCCAGGCCGGCCGAUGACGGGCAAGACAUUCACACAGGGCCACAGCCAUGCAGUCCCAAAGCAUGAGGAUGGGACUCGCGUCCCUCCACACUUCCAGGAGAAUGUGUUCAUCGAAGGCAGCCGGCCUAAGUACCUGGAGGACCUGCACACUGAGGCCCUAGAGGGACUCAAACUGCAGCAGCAGGAAGAAACCAAUAAUUGGGUGGAUUACCAGGAUGACCAAAGCGUCACAUCGACAGUGACCCGGCUGCCAGACGACACUGAGAGUGACAGUGAGAGGAGAGGCUAUCUGUCAGACAGCACCAUAGCAGACACAGCGUCACAGGUCUCAACACGCUCCACUGUCUCCACACGGUCCUCACGGUCAGGACUGACCCGCCAAGCAUCAACCUUCAGGCCCCUGAAGCCAGAGAAGGCCAAGGCCAGGAGGAGACACCGGAGAACCACAGUUAUGGGGAUACCACAUCACGUCCAGAGGGAACUGGGGUUGGACAGAGCCUCAUGGGCAGGUCGUCAGGUUAUAGAUGAGGGUGGGCUCCCUAACGGUGAGAGUCUGGACUUCUCCACCAUCGAUGGGCCUCACCUGGCUGGUUCCCAGGAGGGGGUGAGGAAGUACCUCCAGUCCAUAGAAGGCCUGCAGCCUGUCUGUGAGGACCAGAUCCAGAAGGUCCCCUCCCGGGCCGGACACAGGGACGACCUGGCUCUCCUCCAGCACAUGGGCCCCCAGCUGUCCGACCUGAAUCGGCCCAAGUCCCUGGCUGUCCCUUGGAUGACCACAACCUCUAGCCUGCUUCAGCUGCACCCCAGCCCUGUCAUGUCCAUGUCCCCCCAGGCCACCUACAUGUCUAAGAUCAUCCCAAAUGCUGUGCUGCUACCCUCCAUAGACGUGGUGGAGAUCACCCGGAACCGUAGUCGGAGCAGUGUUCGUACUGUCAGUAAGAGCAGCCUGCUGCUGGCCAGCCCUGCCUCCUCCCGCGCCUCCUCCCGCGCCUCUACCAUGUCCUCCGCCUCCCGCUACAACCCACCACACUUCUCUGACAGCUCUGGAUGGAGCCACUCUCAGUCCUCUGAGACCCUGGUGUCUGACUCUUCCACAAUCUCCUCCAACAGCACCACCAGACAGGGGGGCUCACAGGGGGGGGAUGGGGAGGGUUCAUCCAGGGAGACAACCCUGGACAGCAAGAGUAUCCACUCCUCUGUCAGUAAGGCCUCCAGGACCUCCGCCACCAACGGCAAAGGGAAAGCCAGAGGGGAUGAUGGCAAACAGAACGGGCCCUUCACCCGGAGCAUGUCUGUGAUGAAGUCCAAGAGGGCACCGGCCCCACCCAGCCGCUCCUACUCCCUACACAAGGACAACAUGAAGAGGCACUCGCAAGACCUGAUUAACAGCAUGGUUACUGCCCCUCCCCAAAGCAGCCCAUUCCAGGGAGGGGAGGUUAAGGUUUUCAGUGCUGGGGAAAGUAACAACAGUAGCCCUGGCUACACAGCAGACACCAGCUCUCUGGAUGAGUCUUCAGGCUCUGUGACAGCCAGCCCCUUCAACACCCCACAGCAGGCAGCCAGGGAGAAGGUGAGGAACGAUCAGCCAGGCUCCACAGGCUCCUCUCCCCAGAAACAGACCCCCCAGGAAAAUGGCCUGAAGAAUGUCUCUCCCUCCAGCGGCUACUCCAGCCACGGUGGCACGCCCACCCUUCCUUCCAAACAGACCCUUAACCCAUCUCCAGGGAAAAAAAGAGGCAUCCGAGCAAUCAUCUUCCCAAUGGCACCAUCGCCGGCAGCUUCAGCCCCAUCACUUGUCAUUCAGCCCCAGGCCUCUGACAGCAGCAAGACGCCUGAGCCAGUCGACACUGUAACUCCCUCACCUUCAGUCAUGUCACUCAGGGAGCCGUUCAACAUCCCGCCCCCACCCAAGGUGUCUGCCCCCUCUCCUCCUCCCCCGGAGGUAUGGGCACACAACAAGCGCACCUUUGCGCUACUACUAGGUCACCCGACCCCCAACAACACGGAUACGGUGGUGCGAAAGAACCCAAAGGAUCGACGACAGCAGAGGCAGUCGCCUUCCACAUCAAGAGAGGGUUAUGUUAAGAACGUUUCACCUGAGAGGAGAGAUGAGGCAGGAGGUGUGCUGGAGGGGGUCACUGAGCCUCGAGCUAAAGAGCAGACAGGUCCAGCAGACCAGGAAAGGGUACUGUCUUCCAUUGUGGAGACAAGUAAUCCAGCAGCACAUACGUUUGAGUCAGGAAAAGGUCAGGAGAGUGAAGUAGCACAGAAGGUUGAAGAGAGGGUCCAAGGAAGUCAGUUGGGAGUUGAAGAGAAGGUGCAGGGAAGUCAGUUGGUGGUUGAAGAGAAGGUGCAGGGAAGCCAGUUGGUGGUUGAAGAGAAGGUGCAGGGAAGCCAGUUGGUGGUUGAAGAGAAGGUGCAGGGAAGUCAGUUGGUGGUUGAAGAGAAGGUGCAGGGAAGUCAGUUGGUGGUUGAAGAGAAGGUGCAGGGAAGUCAGUUGGUGGUUGAACCAGAGAGGGUCAUUGUAAAUCAGUUGAUAGGUAAACUAGAGAAGGUCCAGACAAGUAAUUUGGUAAAUGUAAAAUCAGUGAACGCCGCAGUAGCUCCAGUAAAGGGCCUAGGAAAAGUAAAGACAGAAAUACAGACUACUACUCCUGUUGCAGCCAAAAAGACUGAAUUCCAACCUAAAAUGGAUACGUCUUUGAUAAGCCCUGCUCUAGCACACAUCUCCCCAUCUCCGUCUCCUCCCCCAGCACACUAUCCUCCCCUUCCCCCUUCCAAACAGACCCCACCUGUGGCCCCCUCAGACUCUAUGCCUGCUCCAGAGCCCCCACUAGUCUCCACCACUGGGGAAUCCUCCUGGCCCCCUCCGCCUUCUCCCAUGGACUUGGCCACCCUUGGCAAUGAGCUUGACCUGCCCAUUCCCCCACCACCAAGGGUAGUUAUGACAGAACUUGUGCCCCCUGUUUCAUCUGUACUACAGGGAAUCCCACCUCCACCCCAGGGUAUCCCACCUCCACCUCCCCAAGAAGCCCCACCUCCACCAAAAGCUAAAUUUGGUCCUCCCUCCUACAUCCCUCCACCUCCCCAAAGUAUUCCACCUCCACUGGAAAACAUACAGCAGCACAGUCCAGUGACCACAGAGGGACAGAACCAAGAGAAGUCCCUCAGCAAGAGCUCUUUCUCUCCCACUCCCCCAGAGGAGAGCUCCACUCCCGUGGUAACCCCCACCCUUCUGCAGACGGUCAAGCUGAGGUCUGUCAAUAAUGGUGAUCAGGAUCAGGAAAAGGACCAGGGACAGGACUGGACAGGAGUCACUUUGAGGGCCAAAAAACCCAGUAACGGUGAGGCUCCCCAGAAGCCUAUUCGAAGGUCUCUGUUCAUGACAGCUCCCCCUCCUACUGUCACAUCCCCAACUACGACUGUUAUCUCACAAUCUCCCAUAGCCCAACCCCCAGAGGUAGCCCCAGCCACAGAGGACACCCCACAGGCAGACCCAGAGCCUGCCACAUUCCCAGAGGCAACCUCAGCCUCAGAGGUAGCCACAGCCUCAGCUCCAGAAGGAGCCACAACUCCAGAAACAACCCCAGAGGCAGCUUCAGAAACGCCUCCAGCCACAGUCCCAGCUGAGGCCCUAGAGGUAGCCACAGCCUUAGCUGAAGCCCCAGCCAAGCCCCAGCCCAGCAUACUUAAUUUACCCUUAAAGUCAUCCAUUGUCACCUCUCCUACGAGGAAGUCACCACCUGCCUCAGCCACCACCCCCUCCAUGAGGAUGCAGGAGGCCAUCCGCUUGAGGACAGCAUCCAGAAGUAAAGAGGGGCCUCCCUCUCGUCUCAGUCUGCACUCUCCAACAAGUCUUAAGUCUCCCUCCUCCACCGCCAGUUUCAUCUUUGCCAAGAGCACAAAGAAGAUUGUCAUAGAGACCCCCUCAUCCCCUGAGGCCCAGGCCAAUCUCACAAAGAACCUGAUAGCUGAGCUUUCAUCUAUGUCCAAUCCAGCCAAGUCCAUAGAAACACAGAAGGUGAUGGUCAAGUUGCCUCCACCUGUGUCAAGGAAACCCAAGCCUAAGGUCAAAGAGACAGAGCCCAGUGUGGAGACUGAGCAUGUGCAAACUGCGGGUCAGGAAGCAUAGCCAGCAGACAGCACUGAGGGUGCCCCAGAGGCUCCAAGUGGGACAGCAGUGCCACCAUUAUCCUCCAUAUGAGCAACACUGCCACUAAGGAUGAAUCAUUCACGAAGACAGACUUUUAUCUGUACAUUGAGAAGACACCAUAUGUCAAGCGCAAUAUGCAAGAGGGAGAGAGGUGGAUUUAAAAAAGAAGAAGUGAGCGGAUGAUGCAAUCAGAGCCUUCUGAAGACAGGGCAACUCGACAUAACUACAUGUAACCCUCUCACAUAAGACCUCUGAGUUUGAAAUCCUUUGAGUGCAUGUUAAAAUGGUGUUGGCCUUUAAUUUUUCUAAUACUCUUGUUGUAUUUUGGAGCAUUUUUCUUUGGCAGAGGGACUUCUUACUGGUCUGAUUUAAUAAUGGAGAGUCAGUCACAGUGCAUGCUGGUCUAGGUUGCCCUCUAGUGUCAACUAUGGAAUGUCACAGCUACUGCUGUUGGGUACUGCAAACACUUGUCUGGAUUAUAUACCACAAUGUCGAAUUUUUUAUAUAUUCGUUAUAAGAUAAUGCACAAUUAGAAUGUGGUGUUCUUAUUUCAUCCAUGUUUGUUGUAAUAAAAUAAUUGACCUAAAUUAUUUGUCCUGUAGACAUCUUCCCAUUAGAUGUUGUGGGAAAUAUGAUGUUAUUUUAUGUUUUCUAUGUCAAUAUGUGGCAAUCUUUCCUGAUGUCGUCAUAUUUAAUUUUCUCCUUAGCUACUAAAAUGCUAUAAUCAGAGCUGGGUGAUACCACUAGUUCUAGAAUGAGAAUCAUAUUCAUGAUGAGAAUCCCAAUUUUCAUGGUCAUGUUUUUUUUAAUUUUGUUGGUAUGAAUGUACAGACCUUUACAGGAAUCUCGCCCUGCGUGUAAAUCAAAUCUCACAGGUUUAAUCUGACGCACAGUUUAUGAAUUUAACUGGUCAUUUAAAGACUAUUGGGGCAAAUCUUUGUCUUGCUUUUAGUUAUAUCCUGCACAUUUUGAUACAUUUCCUUUCAAACCAGGUGGGAGCUAUAUUAUACAUUGCAUUUAUGUUACUCAUUUGUACAGAAUUUGGGAUAUUUCUCAACAAUGAAACAUCUGCUUUGAAAGUACAUAUUAUUCAGUGAUUUCAAUGAUUGUAGAAAAGUAAUCUGACAAAUGAUUAUGUAUAGUUUCAUUUAUUUCAAGGUAACAGAAUAAAUGUAUAUCUUCACAAUGAA